UUCGACCACGGCGGCGAGAUCCAAGUCCUCCUCGAGUUCAUGGACCACGGCUCCCUCGAAUCCGCCCACAUCCCCCUAGAAAAACCCCUCUCCGACCUCUCCCGCCACGUCCUCGCCGGACUGGCCUACCUCCACGCCCGCAAAAUCGUCCACCGCGACAUCAAACCCUCGAAUCUGCUGAUCAAUUCGGAUCGCCUCGUUAAAAUCGCCGAUUUCGGAGUGUCGCGGAUCCUCGCGCAGACGAUGGAUCCCUGCAAUUCCUCCGUCGGCACGAUCGCCUACAUGAGCCCCGAGCGGAUCAACACCGAUCUGAACCACGGCCGGUACGACGGCUACGCCGGCGACAUCUGGAGCUUGGGGGUUAGCAUUCUGGAAUUCUAUUUGGGGAAAUUCCCCUUCGCCGUCGGCCGGCAGGGCGACUGGGCGAGCCUGAUGUGCGCGAUCUGUAUGUCGCAGCCGCCGGAGGCGCCGGCCUCCGCCAGCCGCGAAUUUAGGGAUUUCAUCUCCUGCUGCCUGCAGAGGGACCCGGCCAAGCGCCUCUCCGCGGCGCAGCUGCUCAAGCAUCCCUUCAUCGCCUCCCCCGGGGCCGGGGCCGGGGCCGGGGCCAGGGCCACACAUCACCAGGCGGCGGCGGCGGCGCAUCAGCUGAUGCCACCGCCGCGCCAGCAUUACUCAUCGGCUUGAUUGGAGGAGGUUUUAUUUUAUUAUUAGU
Salvia hispanica is the source of this 712-nucleotide messenger RNA. The record is from RefSeq and is a predicted model, not a curated record. NCBI's taxonomy places the organism in Eukaryota, Viridiplantae, Streptophyta, Magnoliopsida, Lamiales, Lamiaceae.